UUGUCUUGCAACAAGGAAAGUAUAAAUUUCGUCAUUUCCCUUGGUUUUUUUCUUUUGCUUUUCUUUUGUUCUUUUAUACUUACACAAAGAUGCCUGGACUUCUUGAUUAUGUUGAUUUCUCUCAGCAAUCUUUAUGGCUUGCAGUGGCACACAUUUUGUUUAAUCCCAUCUUUUGGAACACAGUUGCAAGAGCAGAAUACAGAAAGAAGGUUUUGACCAAAUUGGCUGGUGGUAAUCCAUACAGAGGAACUUAUGGACUAGCCAUUACUAUUUUCACUUUGGGUAUCACUCGAGACUAUUUAUACCAUCAAGCAUUAGCUGACCAACCUACACAUCCCUUUUUCGAUCAAGAUAUGGUCAAAAUCACAGCCGCUCUCUUAUUUAUUACGGGUAAUACGCUUGUCUUGACUUCCAUGUGGGCCCUUGGUGUUACUGGAACAUAUCUUGGCGAUUACUUUGGUAUUUUGAUGAAGGAGCGUGUUACAGGUUUCCCAUUCAAUGUCUGUGACAACCCCAUGUAUAUUGGCUCUACUUGUGUCUUUUUAGCUACUGCUCUUUGGUAUCAAAGUGUUACUGGUGUACUCUUGACUGCUCUUGUUUAUGUUGUUUACAAGAUCGCUUUGACAUAUGAAGAACCUUUUACGGCCAUGAUUUACGCCAACAAGGAUAAGAAGAAUUAAGAUGUGUAUAUAU
Gilbertella persicaria is the source of this 693-nucleotide messenger RNA. RefSeq names its product phospholipid methyltransferase-domain-containing protein. Gene Ontology annotation, biological process: phosphatidylcholine biosynthetic process. Gene Ontology annotation, molecular function: S-adenosylmethionine-dependent methyltransferase activity. NCBI's taxonomy places the organism in Eukaryota, Fungi, Mucoromycota, Mucoromycetes, Mucorales, Choanephoraceae. Bases 90 to 680 code for a protein of 196 amino acids. The record is from RefSeq and is a predicted model, not a curated record. The transcript has 6 exons.